Molecule: messenger RNA, 2293 nt
Organism: Diachasma alloeum
Lineage: Eukaryota; Metazoa; Arthropoda; Insecta; Hymenoptera; Braconidae
Gene: Arl8
Product: ADP-ribosylation factor-like protein 8B-A
Exons: 3
Coding region: 349-909 (186 amino acids)
Biological process (GO): protein transport; anterograde axonal transport
Cellular component (GO): lysosomal membrane
Molecular function (GO): GTPase activity; GTP binding
Source: RefSeq, a predicted model, not a curated record
UCGUCUUUUUCCAUUGAUUAUGAAUCAUUAUUGCAGGUGAAUUAAUUGUCGACGCCGGAGAAUGAAGUGGAGUGUCGUUGACGUUUUUUCGGAGCUAUUUUAGAGGGCCAUUUAUUGGUGAGAUUUUUACGAAGCGAGUGUAGGUGGAGCCGAAGAGAAAAAGAGAAGUUUAGUUUCCAUGUAUCGGUGGAUUUGAGGGGGACGUGCUUGGUGCCUAGUCGAUGACUACAUGUCAAAAACGUCGAGUCCGGUGGUUCUCCCGCAACGAUAUAAUCAUUUAUAUUUUUUAAUUUAAUACAGUUCGUGGAUAUAUUUUUUUUUACAAUUUGUUAGUGAAAAGGCGACAAUAUGUUGGCGUUGAUCAACAGAAUUCUUGACUGGUUCAAGUCACUUUUUUGGAAGGAGGAGAUGGAGUUGACACUCGUUGGCCUACAGUACAGUGGAAAAACUACUUUCGUUAAUGUCAUUGCGUCUGGACAGUUCAGUGAGGACAUGAUCCCCACAGUAGGCUUCAAUAUGCGUAAGAUAACGAAAGGAAACGUCACUAUCAAAGUAUGGGACAUUGGUGGUCAACCGAGAUUCCGAUCCAUGUGGGAAAGAUACUGCAGAGGUGUCAAUGCCAUUGUGUACAUGGUUGAUGCUGCUGAUUCAGAGAAAAUCGAAGCUAGUCGCAAUGAGCUGCACAAUUUGUUGGACAAGCCACAGUUGUCAGGCAUACCCGUUUUAGUGCUCGGGAAUAAGAGGGAUUUACCACAUGCUCUGGAUGAAAAUGGACUCAUAGAUAGGAUGAAUCUCUCAGCAAUCCAAGAUCGUGAAAUCUGCUGUUACAGUAUUUCAUGCAAAGAGAAGGACAACAUUGACAUCACCCUCCAGUGGCUUAUAGCUCACUCAAAGGGUGGCGUUCGCUAAUCCCCAUUGCAACUUCACACCACAAAUCAAUAUAUAUUAAAAAUCGAUGAAAAAAAGAAGUACCAUGGGCGUAAUGAAGAAGCUCGGGAACAAUGGGGGCACACGUUCGGGAAUGUUUCUGAUUCAUUCUGUUUCAUAGUGCAUCAAAUAGCGUAGAGGAAAAAAAAUAAUAUGAGGUAUAAAAUUUUUUUAUUUUGUUCUCGCUUAAAAUCGUGGUUGAAGGAUGCUCAUUAUUAAAAUUCAUUUUUUAAUGAAUGAGAGAAAUUGCUUGAGGAGUGAAGCUCAUAUUAAAAAGCGGCACAAUUGCCGAUGGCACGUAGUUUGUAAGUGAACGAAUAAUUUUUUAUAUUUUCCGGUCGAUUAUGUGCCUGAAUGAAAUUAGGAGAUUGGGUAACUUUUUUUCUUCAUCAUUCAGAUCACUCUGUCAAUAUCUGUGAAACUAGUCGGCCUAGGGGUAAAUGUCGAGAGGAUUUGUUGUAGGACAUUUCUACGAUCCACAAAGAAAUUCUUUUGACAUCUCAUUCUCAAUCCACUAGUGUCAGAUGAAAUUGUGAAAUAUCCGGCAGAUAUAACUUUAGCUGACUGGGGGAUUCAGAAUUACUUCAUAAAUGCUUAUGAAAUUUUUAGAUUUAUUGAGUAAAGUGAAAAGACAGUUUUUGGUCAGAAAGUGUAAAAAAAACUGUUGACACUUUUUCCGACAUUAUUGAUCAUCGAGAUAAUACUACAACUAAUAAUUCAGUUUUUUAAAUUUUUGUUAAUCGUGUAAUUAUCUCGGUGAUGAGUGGGUUAAAAUUUAGAUUGAUUAAUUACGUUCUGGGGCGUAAAUUAUUGUGAUUAUGUAUCGAAUCGAUUUAAUGACUCAAUUGAAUGAAAAAGUCGAUGGCUUUUCCACUGACAAUUGCAGCUUUCCUCCUAAUUUAACUUAGAAUCCCCCCAAUAAUUGAUUAAUUUCUUCUCGUGCUCCCCUAUUUUUUCAAUAAUUAUAUUUUUUUUACUUCAUGAGUUCACUGAAUUCUAGAAGAGACAUUCAAUUUAAGAGCUUAACUAAUACCAGAUAGUUAUAUAUAAUGAUAUAAAUAACUACUGAGAGAACUACUGGCGCAAAAAAGUCUCAACAAAUAAUUUUUUUGGCAUACACAGAGUCUGUAACGAAAAUCUCUAAAUCUAGAUGAUGAAAUUAUAAAAAUAAACGAAAUAAUUAAUGAAAAAAAUAUUGAAGAAUUAAUUAAUCAUAUACUACACUAUCAAGAUUAAAUCUUUGUAUAAUUUAGAAUUACUUGUGAGAAAAUAAUAUAAAAAACCAAGGAACUUAUUCGUAAAUUACCAGUAUGACUGUUGUGUUAUGUAUAUAUAUAUUAUAAAAGCAUAAAAUGAUUGUAAUUGA